GGACGCCGAGAGGUUUUUAUUCUCUCCUCCGCCCCCUCAAACCCUGUGCAGCCCGCUGGUCUUGGAGGGUCGCUGUUCUGGGCGCUGGGAGCAGGCAUCCACUCUGCCAGCCAUUUACCCGCCCCUCUUGGCCUUGGGGCUUGGGACCCUGACAGGCCGAGAUUCCGGCCCGAGAGCCCUAGACGGGAAGGGAGGAGGCCGCAUAGCGGCGGCGCGUUCGUAUUCGCAGCCGAUCAGUCUGAAGGAAUGGAUUUUACAGAGGCUUACUCAGAUACAUGUUCUGCUGUAGGCCUUGCUGCCAGGGAAGGAAAUGUAAAAACCCUAAGGAAACUGCUCAAGAAAGGAUGUAGUGUUGACGUUGCUGACAACAGAGGAUGGAUGCCAAUUCAUGAAGCAGCUUAUCACAAUUCUGUAGAAUGUUUACGGCUGUUAAUUCGUUCAGAUCCAUCUGAAAGAUAUAUUAAAAUGAAGACUUUUGAGGGUUCUUGUGCAUUACAUCUUUCAGCAAGUAGAGGAUUCUUGAUGAUAACAAAAAUCCUUUUAGAAGCUGGGGCAGAUGCUAACGAAACUACUUUAGAAGAAACUACUCCACUAUUUUUGGGCAGAGUGAAGAACUCCUCUGCAAGCCUAUAUUUAAGGAAGAUGCCCAGGCCAGGCAUCUCUUCAUUUCUCACCCAGCUGCAUUACUUUGGACCUCUCAAUUAUACCACUGUGCCAGCUGUUGAAAAUGGACAUGUAGAUGUGGUAAAGCUAUUGCUUCGGCAUGGAGCAGAUGUUAAUGGAUCCCAUUCUAUGUGUGGGUGGAAUGCCCUGCACCAGGCAGCUUUUCAGGAAUACACUGAGUUAAUAAAAUUGCUUCUUAAAAAAGGAGCGAACAAGGAAUGCCAGGAUGACUUUGGGAUCACACCUUUAUUUGUUGCAGCCCAAUAUGGAAAGCUGGAAAGUUUGAAUGUACUUAUUUCAUCUGGUGCUGAUGUCAAUUGUCAAGCUAUGGACAAAGCUACUCCUUUAUUCAUUGCUGCACAAGAGGGCCAUAUAAACUGUGUGGAGCUUUUACUUUCUAAAGGGGCAGAUCCCAAUCUUUAUUGUAAUGAGGACAAAUGGCAGUUACCUAUCCAUGCAGCUGCACAAAUGGGUCAUAUAAGAAUCUUGGACUUGCUAAUACCAAUUACUGAUAGAAUUUGUGACACUGGUCUGGACAAAGUGAGUCCUGUAUACUCAGCAGUGUUUGAAGGUCAUGAAGACUGCCUAGAAAUGUUACUUAAAAAUGGCUACAGUCCAGAUGCCCAACCAGGUCUAGUCUUUGGAUGCAGUUCUCCCAUGUGCAUGGUCUUCCAAAGGGAUUCUAGGUACUUUGGAAUGGUGGAUAUUUUUCUGAAAUAUGGAGUCCAACUAAAUGAAAUGCAUUUGGCAUACUGUCUGAAGUAUGAGAGGUUUUCAAUAUUUCGGUACUUCUUGAAGAAAGGCUGCCCAUUGGAAACAUGGAACCAUUUGUCUGAGUUUAUAAAGCAUGCAGUUAAAGCACAAGCAAAGUACAAAGAAUGGCUGCCAUCUCUCCUAUUAGCAGGAUUUGACCCCGUUAAUCUACUCUGCAGUUAUUGGAUUCAUUCAGUUGAUGAUGAUAUCCUCAACUUUAGCCUGGAGUUCACUAAUUGGAAGCGGCUUCCCCUUGCUGUUGAAAAGAUCCUCUCUGCUCAUGCAGAAAGCUCUUCCUGGGUCCCACUAAGUCAUUUUGUCUCUGUUCCUUCUCUGACUCACCUCUGCCGCUUGGAAAUUCGGUCCAUUCUAAAACCGGAACGCCUGCGAUCUGAUAAUUUUAUCCGUCAAUUACCUCUUCCCACUAGCCUACAUCAUUAUCUGCUCUAUGCAGAAGUCUUGAGAAUGAAUGAAAUUCCUGAACUGAUACUUACUCAGAAUGGAGAGACCAUUGAAACCAGUUAAUGGCUCAUUUAUUACUUUGAAAAUGAAGAGGAGAGUUGUGAAGUUGCUUCCUAUGAUUGGACAUUAAAACCAGGGGACUUUAGCUCAUGCCUGGGGCUUUUCCUUAUGAAACCAUCUAUUGUGAAGUGCUGUUAUUGCUGCAUUGCUGGUUUAUGCUAUAAACCUUAGUCAUGUUAUUUGCUGUGGUAUUUGUUUUGUUGAACCAUUUCCUCCCUUUUCAUUGAAAUUUUCAACUUGUUCAUCCUUUUAUGAAUUUUGGAUCUGGGCUGUGCUGCUGCUUCUUAACACUAGUGAUUUAGAAAGGAUGUUUUCAUCAGCUGUUCUGUAUUUACCUGGAUUGGAAACAUUUAGUGGAAUGUACGUAACCUCAGUGGAGCUAUUCACAGUGGAUGUUGAGCAUUUUGUAUAGAUUGGCUAUAUUGUUGAUAAAGAAACUAGUUCCUCAUUCCUGCUGUAUCCUUUUCUCAUUUCUUAAACUAUACUGACUUUUAUGAACAAUUGAUUUUUCAUAUGUAACCUCAGGGAAGAAUUCUUUUGAAAAUUAUGGAAAUUUGUUCUUUCUCCCAGUUUCUUUCUUCCUUUUAUCCUCUCUUUAUCAAAAGAUUCAAUUUUUUAAGUUUACAAGAGCAGGGACAGAUCUGGAUGCAAGCACAUACUCAGUUGAAAAGAUAAUCAGGUCUGUAUUGACACAACCCUUUAAUUCGAUUCUAAACACUAUGAAGGAGUCAUUUUCUACCAUCUUUAAAGAAAUAGUGUCUCUCCUGGGGUUCCUCAUUUCAAUAUUCAGGUUAGACUUUAUGACCUUUAAAGUCCCUUCUUAUUCUGACAUUCUAUGAUUUAUGAUUUAGAAUUCAAGCUUAAUUCUGGCCUUGUAUUAAAGGUGUCAGUUUUGAACCUUUGUAACUGAGUGAUAAUUCCUUUAACAUUUAGUUACAUAAAUAAGAUUAUCACUUGACUAAAAAUGAACACACACACACAUACACCUGUGUGUGCGCACAUACCCACAUAUAUAUAAUGCAUAUAAAAAUCAUUCUAAGUUAGUGAGUUGCAGAAAAAUUUGUUUUCUGGAUGCAUUGAGUAAGAAGUUGAUCAGUAGUCAGUGGUCACUAGAUAGUGAUUCUGAGUGACUGGGGGACCUGUGGUCAGUCAGUAUAGAAUCUCUGUACUUUGACAGAUGUGCUUUGACUCCAGACUUGAUAGCAAAGAAGUCGUGAAUGUUCUUUGGUGAAUUCUGUCCUCAUCUACCAGGAAUAAGCCAAGUUCUUUGUCAUUGUGCUGAGAUGAAAUGGCUUAGAACAUAGCAUAUGGGCAUAAGUCAACAGUGUCCGUCUUUGCUGGGGCUUGACUUUUGUUCAGUUGAGGUAGUGUGGAGGCUAGAGCAAACAGUGGUGGUUUUUUUUUAUGGCCCAAAGAAAUAGCCAAAACCUCGUACUUAAAAGAAUUGUUGCCGCAGUUGCCAGUAUUUUGCUUCCCACCUUUGCCGUUGCCGUUGCUGAGGAGAGAAGUUGGAGCUACUAGAGAUGCUUGAUCAUUUGGGUUCAUUUGUGGAUAUGUGACGAAAUCUGAUUUGUGGUGAAGAAAGUGAAAAUUGUGGCAAAGAACUGAAUUUUUAAAAAUGAUUCCUAAAUCUGGGCCAGAGCAAGUCAUUAUUGUGUCAUAGUAAUAUUCAUUUUUCACAUUUUCUUUGUAUAUUCUUGAGUAAUAUUUCUAUUUUUAUUAAAUGAUCAUGAUGAAGAAAAAUAUAGGUAGAUUUUUUGCUGUGGCUAAAUGUGUCUUUGUUUGGUUCAUGUUAUUUAGAUGCACAAUAAACAAAUCAAUGGCUAACCAUUCAA
Messenger RNA from Phascolarctos cinereus (koala), 3773 nucleotides. RefSeq names its product ankyrin repeat and SOCS box containing 3 (gene ASB3). Gene Ontology annotation, cellular component: cytoplasm. Gene Ontology annotation, biological process: intracellular signal transduction. The record is from RefSeq and is a predicted model, not a curated record. Gene Ontology annotation, molecular function: protein binding. Lineage: Eukaryota; Metazoa; Chordata; Mammalia; Diprotodontia; Phascolarctidae.